Messenger RNA from Scylla paramamosain (green mud crab), 7627 nucleotides. Its product is annotated as fibrocystin-L-like. NCBI's taxonomy places the organism in Eukaryota, Metazoa, Arthropoda, Malacostraca, Decapoda, Portunidae. The record is from RefSeq and is a predicted model, not a curated record. The transcript is spliced from 42 exons. The coding region runs from base 33 to 7433 and encodes 2466 amino acids.
ACCCACACCAGUGAGCGUAAAGACUGGGAGCCAUGAAGUGCGUGGCUCUGGUGGCGUCUGUGGCUGCCCUCAUCGUGGGGGCGGCUUCAGAGGCUACGGUGACCGGGAGAAGCCCGUAUUGGCUGGGUGAUGCAGGCGGUGUGACACUCUAUGUCUAUGGCUAUGAUUUCAGCGAGGACCAGUUCAGCCGGUUUGACCCUUCCCUUGGAAAUCGAGUCUCCUUGGUGAAUGAAGAAGAUGAGAUUGAGUGUAAAGUUAUCGGCUACCUUUCUUCAACUAGCAAGAUUACCUGCAGUACUGGGCCUCGUCUUAAGCCCAGCGUGAGUCGUGUGUACAACAUCUUGGUGUACGUAGAUGGAGUGCUCACUGCGGGCUCUAACCAGCAGGAGGUGCAGUAUGGUUACUGGGUGGCGCCGACAAUCCGCAGCGUCACGCCAAGCUGGUCACUGCCAGGACAGGAGGUGUCGUUCUUUGGCUGGAUGCACACCAACAGAUACUACAAGGUGGAAUAUGGUGACCCUCUGGAGGAUAAUCCAGACGCUGGCACUGUUAUCACAAAAGUCUUCCUUGGUGGUGUUGGAUGUGACAUGACGGAUGAAAAUGAGGAACUUCUCGGCACUCUGACCUCCAAUGACCUGACCUGUCUCCCUCAAGCCAAACUGAUCGGCCCCAUGAAUGCCUCUGUCUUUGUGACCAACCGAGGGGCAUCCAAAACUGACAUAUAUGGGAUGAAAGUGGACCGCCAUGACAAGCUCUUCCAAUACCACACUUAUCCAGGUGUGAGCAGUGUGAGUCCAGCCAGUGGGUCAACGGAGGGCGGCACGCUAAUCACUAUUGACGGUGUGGGCUUUGACCCUUACAUGCAGCAGACAAAGGUAGAGGUGGGCGGAGUGGAGUGUGCCGUGCAGGAGAUCAACGACGUGCAGAUCCAGUGCCUCACUCCAGCCCAGGACGAGACCUCUGCUGGCCCAGGUGAGCGAGGGCUGCUGGUGGAGCUGUACGAAGGCGAAUACUUUGAAGCAGAGUUCUGGACAGAGGAGAGCUGGACGGCCCUGUCUCCCUCACAUGCCGGGUACAAGUCCUUCGUGCCUGAGGAAACGAUGCUCCUGUUCCCUGUUGAGAUUACCCAGGACACUGUGGGCAUUGUGACAGGUUACUUCCAUGCACCCCACGACGGCCUCUAUGCAUUUGCGGCCGCCACUGAGGACCACAACAUGAUUUUAUUGGCAUCAGAUGGGAACCCUGAUAACAAGGUCAGGGUCAACCACUGGGAGGAGGUCACCUUGAUGCAGGACAUCCCAACAUACAUUGAAGUUCGCUUGCGUGCAAAAGCCACCUUUGAGUUCAGGCUCAUUGUGAAGGACUUAAACUCAAAAUUCGUGCGCAGCCAGACAACACAGGCUAACAAUGAGAGGCACAGAGUGAGGUUCGACAUCAAGGAAGCGUUUGAGAAGCAGAAGAUUGUGAUUGAGAGGGCGGAGGGGGACACGGCGCCAGUCACUGGUACCCUCUUCAUGAAUGGCAUUUCCUCUGCCCCUGUUGAUGUGUCUGAUUCUGCCAUGGUUCGGGAGCAGCUGCUGGACAUGACAGAGCAGAAGUGUGAGGUGGACCUGAGUGCCCUGGACAGCCGGCACCACCAUGGCUUUGAGGACGACACUAAGCCACCAGGAAUUCUUGGAGGCUUUGUGGUGGACAAGAUGCCUUACUGUGGGAGGAAAGUAUUUGCACUAAGAAGAUCCGACCCAAGGAUCUACAGAGAGACUGACCAAAGUUUGAUGGUGAACGCAAACAUCCAUAAAUAUCUGUGUUUUGCCGUCUCUGGAAAUCUGGAGUCUCACAUGGCCAUCAACUUUAUGUGGCGUGAUGACCGAGGGAGAUUAAGAGACAACACAUUUUGGUUCGAGCAUUCCUUUUCUUCCAGCAGCCUCUCCUGGACCUACACGUGUCUGGACUUUACUGAAGUGAUGGAGAACUCCUGGGCCGGCUCUGAGCAUAACGACGGGGACAAACUGCUGGUGAAGAACAUUGUACUCCCCAAGCCUCUGGGACCCACUGAUGAGGUGUACAUUGAUGAGGUGGUGUUCCUCAGUGCUGCAACUACUGUGACGCAGACCCGCCCAUCUGCCCUCAAGAUGCAAGGAAUUCUGGUGGAUGAUGUGGUAGUGGAGGAUGAGGUGGAGAACGGUUACUCCCUGAAGUUUUUGACCACAAAUUGCAUGGCUGGAAUGCCCCUGCUGGCCGCCUUUGAUGGGGAAGCGGACAACUCCCUCAUCGACACUCUGGCCACUGCUCAGAGCUAUGACUUCCCCAUCGGCACCACCACAGUGAAGAUCAACAGAGAGACAGCCGCCACCAGCCCUCUUGGUGGGACCUGGGACAUCACCAUUCAGGGCCAGACUAUCAGUGACAUAGCAGCAGAUGUACACCCAAGCACCCUGGAGAGCUAUCUAGAGAGUGCCCUGGGAACUGAAUUCUCUGUGACUCCUGGAGGAACCUGCAGGAACUAUUACUACAAAAUUGAGUGGCUGCAGGACCCCGGCAAGAAGGACCUGGUGGUGGUGGACAGCUCUUCCCUUGUGUUUGAUGGGUCAGAGGUGGACACCAUAGUGACCCUAGACCAGGAGGGGAAGGUGUGGCACAACCCUCUUGCUGCUGACUUCGUGACCACUCAUAGAGCCUCUCCUCAUGUAACAGUAGAAGUGAAUGGUUACUUUGCUGCCUGCCUUGGUGACUGUGGCUUCACCUACGAUGACACCACCACCCCCACACUGACCAGUGUCUCCGGUACUCCAGGUGAGGGGAUGCAGCACAUCCUCACCCUGAGCGGCACAGGCUUCAGCAGCAGCACUCUGGGUGACUACAGUGUGAGUGUGGGGCCGUGGUCCUGCUCCCCCACAGCCGUCAGCACCACAGAGCUCACCUGCACGGUGGACCUGUGGGGUGGCAUGCACCCCGUGACACUCAGCAUGCAGCCAGCCGGCAUGGCACUCACCCCCUCCCCUGUAACCUACGAGGUGCCUGUCACUGUCACAGCGCUCAGCAUCACUGAGGGCGGCACUGGUGGCCAGUAUCCCAUCCUGGUGACUGGCACCGGCUUCCCAGACAGUGCUGGGUGGAAUGCCGGCAGUGCCACUGUGACCAUGGAUGGCAAUGAGUGUGAAGUGACCUCUGGUGACCCCACAGAGGUGACCUGCAUAGUGCCUGCUGGUGAAGGUGUGGUGGACGUGGUGGUGGAUGUGGGCGGUACCUCUGGCUCCCUCCCUUCCUCCUUCACCUACGACGCCUCACUCUCACCCACCAUCACCACCCUCUCCCUCAGCGUCUUCUCCCUCUUUGGACAAGAGGAGCUCAUCAUAACAGGGAUGAACUUUGGCUCUUCAGGAUCAGUUAAUAUCGGGUCAGAGCUGUGUGACGUGACGGAGUGGGAUGACACCAGUGUGACCUGCCUCACCCCAUCACUCUCAGCUGCUAGCUACACCCUCACACUUUUUGCUGAUGGUGUUGGUGCUGCUACUAGUGAGGUGCUGUACGAGAUGCAGGUGACCUCAUCCUCAGCUACACGGGGGUCAGUGAAGGGUGGCACGCUGGUCAAGCUGGGCGGCACGGGCUUUGGCUCAGACUGUUCACGCCUCAAGGUGAAGCUGGGUGACCUGUAUGAGUGUGAGGUGCUGCAGUGCUCCAACGAGGCCCUCACCUGCAUCACCAGGCCCACCACCACCAACCACAAGAUUGUCAAUGUGGCUGGCAACUCUGAGGACAGUGUGGUGUGGUCUCCCAAGGUGCUGAAUGUGAUGGAGGGGGACACAGUAACCUGGCAGUGGAGCAAACUGUCUGACAACUCACAGCUGCAGUAUGGAGUGUGUGAGGUGCCCAGCCCAGUGGACGGCUGUGAGGAUGCUGAUGGCUCUGGCUUCUACUCAGGUGCCCAGACUCUUGCAGGUUCCUUCAGUGUGACAUUCCCACAGCAGGGCAGCCACUACUAUGCUGGCCCCGUGAUGGCAGGUGGCCUGGUGAUGCGUGGCCAGAUCAAUGUGGUGCGGCCGCCCCACCAGGCCCUCAGGGUGGCUGUGAUGUUGGGGGACCAGGAGGCCAAUUACCAGGUGGACGGGAGUGAGGUGGUCACCGUGAGUGGCUGUGACCCCAUCCUGGAGACACCUCUGGAUGGGUGUGACCUGCCCGACCUGACCAUACCCGAUGAUGGAAACCUGUACUUCCAGUUCCACACCUGCUACACACCUGUGGUCACUGCCCUGGCCCCAUCCACCACACACACUGUGGAGGGCCUCAGUGCCCUGGAGGUGGUGGGUGGCGACUCUCUCACCAUCAGUGGCUCAGGCUUUGGUGACCUGGCUUGCCAAGUGGAGGUCAGUGUUGGUGAUGCAUCCUGCAGCGUGACCUCUGCCUCUGACACUUCAGUGACCUGCGACCUGGAUGACCUGGAGAACCUGAGGUCGGGUGCCUACCUGCCCGUCACUGUCAAGGCAAUCAACAGGGGUGUGGCGAUGACAAACAUUGCGGACUUCAAGAAUGAGGGUCGUGUGGUGGUGGUGCCAGAAGUCACCUCCCUCACCCCCACAGAAGGCUCCCUGGGUGGUGGCACUCUGCUCACCAUCAGUGGCUCUGGUCUGCAGGGCCUAGCAGCGUCCCCUGUGGUGCUGCUAGGAGGCCAGGCCUGUGUGCUGCAGGAUGUGUUCUCCACCACAGUCACCUGCCUCACCCCACCCUCUGACUCUACCACUACAGUCACCCUUGCCCUGAUUGUGGCUGGCGUGCCAGCCAAGAUGGACACCCUGACCUUCACCUACAGUGAGGCACUCACCCCUGUGGUGAGCAGCAUGGCUGUGGAGGGCGAGGUGGUGACCCUGUCUGGCCAGAACUUUGGCACUGACAACUCCAAGGUCACCGUCACUCUGGUGCGCCAGACUGACUCCCGCAGCGACCAGGAGACGCAGGCCCAGGAGGACCUUAGGAUGGAGGAGACCAUGGAGGACCUGAUUGAUGAUGAUAUUGAUUUCUUCCUGGACGACGAGCUGGAGCACCUGGCCCAGGGCUACCUGUCCCAGACAGAGGCCCAUGAUGCAGUGCGUGGGGAGAAGUCCUGGCGCCGCCUCAGACGCAGGGCACAGCUGACCCUGGUGGAUGUGUUGGAGGUCCCCGAGGGAUUCUGGGGAACCUUCACCGGCACUGGGGCGGCCACCUUCCAUGAGACGCUGCAGCUGGGGGCCUGGCGCAUGGCUGGCACUGCCCCCCUCCCCCGCACCAAGGACCACAGCCCCCGGGAGGCUCACACAUACCAGAGACAGUCUGAUCUGCCCACCACCUACUCCUGCACCAUCACCUCCCUCAGCCCCACUGAGGCAACCUGCACUGUGGACAGCCUGCCUGCCGGCUCCUACAGCCCUGAGGUGGCUGUGGCUGGGGCUGGAGAUGCCCUGGCCAGCGGCGUGACCUCUGAUGCUGUGCCCGUGGUCUCUUCCAUUAUGCCAGAGUCCGGCAGCACCAAUGGUGGCGCAGUACUGGUGGUGGCCGGUUCAGGCUUCAUCCCUGGCUCCACGACAGUGACAGUGGGCGGUGCUGACUGCACUGUGCUGAUGGAGGAGGCCAACCAGAUCUCCUGCCGCUUACCACCUGGCACUGAGGGGACAGCGGCAGUGGUGAUCAGUGUGGCUGGCAGUGAUGAUGUGACAGCUGCCACGGCCUUCACCUAUUCCGUGGCUCUCACCCCCACGCUGGACAACGUCACGCCCUCUGCUGACGUGACCAGCGGUGCCACCCUCACCCUCACCGGCACCGGCUUCACCCUGUCUGUGGGUGACCCUGAGGUCAUCAUUGGGGGCGAGAGCUGUGCCCUGAAUUCCCCUGCCUCUGCCACCUCCCUCCAGUGCACCGCCCCUGCACUAGGUGGAGGGAGCCAUGAGGUGGUGGUGAGGGACACAACGUAUGGUGACUCCAACACCCUCACCAUCUCCUUCACCUUCUCCAUCACUUCAGUCACUCCCUCCUCAGGGAGCUUUGGUGGUGCUGAGGUCGCACUGGCAGGCCAAGGCUUUGACCCAGCUGGUGGCUCUACAGUGACCUUCUGUGACCUACCCUGUGACCAUGUGAGCAGCGAUGGCACCACAACUGUGACCUGUGUGGCACCAGCCCAGCCAAUCAGUGACUCGGCGGUGGCAUGUGACGUGGUGGUGAGCAACCCCGACGGUUCAUCGGCCAGCCUGGCAGGUGGCUUCACCUACCAGCCGGCCCUCACUCCCUCCCUCACCAGCGUGACACCCCAGCGAGGUGGCACUGCUGGCGGCACCACCCUCACCCUCACCGGCACUGGCUUUGGGUCGAGUGGCAACACAGUGAGCAUUGGUGGGUCAGAGUGUGUGGUGACCUCAGAGGGGUCCGACAGCAUCACUUGUGUCACCGAGGCUCACCAGGGGCCGGGUCAGUUCUCAGUUGAGAUCACUGUCCCUGGAAAAGGCUUGGCGGCAACUGAUGAAAAUGGGAUCUUCUUCUACAUUGACCUGUGGAGCUCACCCUUCACAUGGGACAAUAAGCCACCACCGUCAGAGGGCCAGCUUGCUGUGGUGACUGAGGGCCAGACGCUGCUGCUGGAUCAGUCAACACCAGUGCUGAAGAUGCUGCUGAUCCAGGGAGGCCAUGUGGUUUUCGACGUGGAGGCAGUGGAGGAACUGGUGCUGCGGGCGGAGUAUGUUCUGAUUGUGGAGGGUGGUUCUCUCAGCAUUGGGUCCGAGGAGGAAGGCUUCCCUGGCGAGGCCGUCAUUGAGCUGUAUGGCAACACACACUCUGUUGAGUUGCCCAUGUAUGGUGCCAAGGUUUUGGCAGUGCGGGAUGGUACACUGGACCUCCACGGCAGACACAUCCCCAUCACCUGGACCCACCUGGCCCAGACAGCUGCUGCAGGGGACACCACCCUCACCCUGGCCCUGCCCGUCACCUGGAGGCAGGGAGACCAGAUUGUUAUUGCGACCACGGAGAAGAGGUUCUCCCUCAAUGAAAAUGAAGUGAGAACCAUCGCGUCAGUCUCCGAGGACGGCCUGGAGGUCACCCUAACUGAGGCACUGGAGCACACCCACAUCUCCCUCACCCAGACUCUCGGAGGACGCACCGUGGAAACGCGCGCUGAAGUGGGUCUCCUUACCCGCAACGUUAAGAUCCGAGGGAACAUUAACUCCGACUUCACUGAGGUUAUCCAAGGGUGUGGUGAACUGUGGACCCCUGACCAAUUUGACACCCAGUCCUGUUUCAAUGGUCGGUUUGGGGAUGAGAUUGGCAGCGACCAGUUUGGCGCCACGGUGAUGCUGUUUGGGAAGUAUCCUGACCAAGACUUGGUGAAGGGGCAUAUUGAAUACGUGGAGGUGACCGAGGCAGGCCAGGCCUUCCAACUGGGACGCUACCCACUCCACUUUCCACAUGGUUGGUGACGUGACUGGCUCGUACAUCCGUGGUUGUGCUGUCCACCGCACCUACAACCGCGCAGUGACAAUCCACGGGGCGAACAACCUGCUGGUGGAGCGCAACGUGGCAUACGACAACAUGGGACACGCCAUCUUCACGGAGGACGGCGUGGAGCAGAACAACGUGGUGCAGUACAACUUAGCCGUGUACACCAGGACCU